AUGCAGAUCACUAGCCUUCUUUCUGUUGCCACCUUUGCCAGCAUGGCAAUGGCCGCUUCCAUCAAAGUCAACUUCUACUCUGAUACCGGAUGCCGAAACUACAUCGGGUCUCGAUUCAUCGACUACGACCCCAACCAGGGCGGUACCCACCACAGGGGUGGCCCUGCAGGCUCUCGAGGUGGACUGUAUGUUGACUCGGACGGAUCUGGUCUUUCCUACCGCGGAUUUACCAACCAUGCUGACGGCAGCUCCCCCUUCACUGGAAAUCUGCGCGAUGGCCAGUGUAUUGGUACCACCAAUGGCAUCUAUGCCGUCUUCACUGUCUAA
Fusarium sp. VM40 is the source of this 327-nucleotide messenger RNA. The record is from the annotation of a GenBank genome assembly. Lineage: Eukaryota; Fungi; Ascomycota; Sordariomycetes; Hypocreales; Nectriaceae.